Messenger RNA from Corapipo altera (White-ruffed manakin), 2674 nucleotides. RefSeq names its product mitogen-activated protein kinase kinase kinase 3-like. Gene Ontology annotation, molecular function: protein binding; ATP binding; protein kinase activity. The record is from RefSeq and is a predicted model, not a curated record. NCBI's taxonomy places the organism in Eukaryota, Metazoa, Chordata, Aves, Passeriformes, Pipridae. The transcript has 17 exons. Gene Ontology annotation, biological process: protein phosphorylation. The coding region runs from base 186 to 2051 and encodes 621 amino acids.
CGGAGCCGAGCCCAGCUGAGCCGUUCCCAGCCGAGCCAGGCGCCGGGACCCACGGCGGUGACAAGCCCCGGGUGUGCGGGCAUGGCACAGUGACCCCGCCGCCGCACCGGGUGGAUGCUUGAGAGUGGAGGAUAAGGUACAAGUGUCUGGGACCGGUGGAAUGGAGGCCUGAUGUAGAUGGAAAGAUGGAUGAAGAAGAAGCUCUGAACUCUAUUAUGAAGGAUUUGGCAGCGUUGGGCAAAUGUGGGGGGCUGCUGGACAACAACAGGAAUAAAACCAGUGUCCACUACAGUAAACAGCAGCGAAAUGUCAGGAUCAAGUUUGAAUAUGAAGGAGAGAAAAGGAUUAUCCAGUUUCCAAGACCAGUCAAAUUCAAAGAAGUGGUGCAGAAGGUCACGGAUGCUUUUGGACAGACAAUGGACUUAGUCUGUGUGAACAAUGAGCUCCUGAUCCCACUGAAAUCCCAAGAAGAUUUGGACAAAGCGCUGGAACAGUUGGAGCUGAGCCCUUCCCUGAAGAGCCUGCGGAUCCUUGUGAGCGCUCCAAAGAAAGCGAAUCUCCUCCAGCCAAACAACAGCAAACAGCAUGAAAUGAGGAUCUCCAGGUCCAUGGGUGAUAUCAUGGGAUCCCUGUACAAGGACUCCGAGAGGACACGCAAAUACUCAACAGGCUCUCUGCACACUGGCCGGAGCUCUCCGCCCCCGGGCAGUGUUCCUGAGGAGCAGCAGCAGAUCGCCCGCCAGGGAUCCUACACCAGCAUCAACAGCGAGGGCGAGUUCAUCCCCGAGACCAUGGACCAGAACAUGCUUGAAGCUUUCAUCAGCCCUGACGACUCGCUGUCUGGGAGCUGCCAGUCUCUGGACAGAUCUGUGGACAGCCCUCCUUUUACCCAAACCCCCGUUCCUGGAAGGAAGAGCCAUCCCAAAGACAGCCUUGAUUGCAUGGAUUUCGACAUCCCGUUCUGCGAGAGGUUUGGGAAAGGCGGGACGUUCCCGAGGCAGUACCACCUCUCCCAAAGCCGCAAGGACUACAGUGACGGUCGGAGGACUUUCCCCAGGAGUUACUUCCCGCAGGAGAACCUGUUCCAGCUCGUCCCCUCCAGCAGAACCAAGAGUUUUAACGGGGACAGCAAGCUCAGCACGCUGCAGUACGAUGAGUACAGGCCCAAAUGUUGGAACAAUUGUGAGAAGGGUCUGCAAGUCUUCAGCACCUCCCCUACAAAAGCGAGGAACUCCCUGCAGGCACCUGUGAACUGGAGGCUGGGGAAGCUGCUGGGAAGAGGAGCUUUUGGGGAGGUUUAUCUCUGCUACGAUGCUGACACUGGGCGGGAGCUGUCAGUGAAGCAGGUGCCUUUUGAUCCUGACAGCCAAGAGACAAGUAAAGAGGUGAAUGCUUUAGAAUGUGAGAUCCAGCUGUUGAAGACUCUCCGUCACGACAGGAUAGUGCAGUACUACGGGUGCCUGAGGGACCCUGAGGAGAAGAAACUGUCUAUCUUUGUUGAAUACAUGCCAGGGGGCUCAAUAAAGGACCAGCUAAAAGCUUACGGUGCUCUGACCGAGAACGUCACACGGAAGUACACCAGGCAGAUCCUCCAGGGAGUCUUCUACCUACACAGCAAUAUGAUUGUCCACAGGGACAUUAAAGGUGCCAAUAUCCUGAGAGAUUCUGCUGGAAAUGUGAAACUUGGAGAUUUUGGGGCCAGCAAACGCAUCCAGACCAUCUGCAUGUCUGGGACUGGGAUUAAAUCUGUCACGGGAACACCGUACUGGAUGAGCCCAGAGGUUAUCAGUGGAGAGGGCUACGGAAGGAAAGCUGAUGUGUGGAGCGUGGCCUGCACCGUGGUGGAGAUGUUAACGGAGAAGCCGCCGUGGGCAGAGUUCGAGGCCAUGGCGGCUAUUUUCAAGAUCGCCACCCAGCCGACCAACCCUCAGCUCCCUGACAGCGUCUCCAGCUGCUGCCGAAACUUCCUCAAGCAGAUCUUCGUGGAGGAGAAGCGGAGGCCGACGGCCGAGGACCUGCUGAGACAUCCCUUUGUCAACUGCGGGCUCUGAGCCCCCGGCAGCGGGGUUGGGAAGCGCCGGCGGGACGGAGGCGGCCGCUGGACCCGCGGUCAGACCCCUGCUUGGGGCUGUCCUGACAGUGGCCCCCGCAGGUCCCUUCUCGCUCGUCGUUGCCUCGGCACCCGCCACGCUGUUGGAUUUUCAAGCUGCGUUCGGGACUGUUGGCGCCGGGAAUUCGGAGCGAGGGAUUUCCCGGACUGUGCGGGUGCUGGCCUGGGACCACGUAACCUCCUCGCCGCCAGCGGUACCGGGGUUGUCCCCCCUCGCCGUGUAACUGAUCUCUUGGGGGAAGUGCAGCAAAUGGGAUCUGUCCCCCCAGCAUGACGGCGGUGCUGGCAGCACCCUCAGGACCGGGGGAGGAAUCGGAUGCUCAGUGGCCAUCACUGCCUUUCGCAGAGGAACAGAGACAGGGCCUUCAGCCGAGCCGGAGGAGAUGAUCCUCAGACCGCAGAGUCGGGGGGACCCGGGUGUCCCCGUUCCCAAGGGGACUGACCCCGCUGGAGCUCAUGGGACCAGCCGGCGGCUCCAGGGGGGCGGCGUUUCAAUCUGUCCUGUGCCUUACGCGGUUACAAUCAAGGAGUGAUGCUCGACUCGGAGUCGGGUGUGAUGAUGCA